Penicillium daleae is the source of this 1044-nucleotide messenger RNA. Its product is annotated as slipin family protein. Lineage: Eukaryota; Fungi; Ascomycota; Eurotiomycetes; Eurotiales; Aspergillaceae. The record is from RefSeq and is a predicted model, not a curated record. The transcript has 2 exons. Bases 1 to 1044 code for a protein of 347 amino acids. Gene Ontology annotation, cellular component: plasma membrane.
AUGUCCGUCAACGGUGCUAGCAGCACAGGCAAGGCCUCGGUCCAUGCCCCAGCUGCCCCUCGCCACACUGGAGGAGGUCUGGUGAAUGUCCAGCCUGCCCGCUUGGCGGACUUGCAGCCUCGCUAUGCGUCGACGAUCAACCACGAUAAUGAUAACCCCGACGCGCACGGCUGGUAUGCGCAGCUGAUCCACAACUUGGGAAAUUGUAUCGGUUUCUGCGGUGCCAUCCCCUGCUGUAUCUGCUGCCCCAACCCAUUCAAGCCUGUCGACCAGGGUCAAGUCGGUCUCGUAUCCAAGUUUGGUCGAUUCGAACGCUCCGUCGACCCCGGUCUGGUCAAGGUCAACCCCCUCAGCGAGCACUUGACUACCGUCGACGUGAAGAUCCAAAUUGUCGAAGUGCCUCGCCAGGUCUGCAUGACCAAGGACAACGUUACCCUCAACCUGACCUCGGUCAUCUACUACCAAGUCACCUCCCCGCACAAGGCCGCCUUUGGCAUCUCCAACGUCAAGCAGGCCCUCGUCGAGCGCACCCAGACCACCCUGCGCCACGUCAUUGGUGCCCGCGUCCUGCAGGACGUGAUCGAGCGCCGCGAGGAGAUCGCGCAGUCGACCGCAGAGAUAAUCGAGGAGGUCGCCUCGGGCUGGGGUGUCCAGGUUGAGUCCAUGCUCAUCAAGGAUAUCAUCUUCAGCAAUGAUCUGCAGGAUUCGCUCUCCAUGGCUGCUCAGUCCAAGCGAAUCGGUGAGAGCAAGGUCAUCGCCGCCCGCGCCGAGGUCGAGUCUGCCAAGUUGAUGCGCCAGGCUGCCGAUAUCCUGUCCUCGGCUCCUGCCAUGCAGAUCCGUUACCUUGAGGCUAUGCAGGCCAUGGCGAAGACUGCCAACAGCAAGGUUAUCUUCUUGCCAGCCAUGAACCAGUCUGUGCAGCAGCAGCUUGCGGCGGCUGAUAAUGCGGGCGAGGGCCCAAGCAACUACGGUGCCACGGACCACCACCAACAAGACGAUGGUUUCCAGCGCGCGAUUAACGCUCGCGUCGUCGAGAACAUUUAA